GGUUAAUGCAAAGACAUUAUUCGAGAACGGGCCGAGAAGCGGAUACAAGUUUUCACCUGAAUAAUCACGGUUAAUAUUCGCAUUUCUGACAGUGAUACACCUGUAAGCUACCACGACUAGUCCUAGACCGUGUUAGAUUUUAUCGAUAUUUUUCGUUAUUUCCUAGUGUUUUUACUUAUUCUCCUCAUAAACGUUUAAACGAGAAACACGGUUUUCGUAAUUAAUUUUAUUUGGCAAAGUGGUAAAUCGCGGGUCCGUAAGUUUCUGUGAUGAGCCUUGUCGACUGUUCGAGGUUCGUUCCGAAGGAUUAAAUCUGAUACUUUUGAAUCUUUGAUCGACAUCGAAUUACUAUGGUUCACGUGCGGCGUCAGGUGAUUUUCGGCUGUGAAACUUUAUUGAAUCAGUUUCAAGCCAACGUUAGAUGGAGUUCCUCUUUACAAAUCAGAGAUAAGAAAGUAAUACAGCCGGAACGCUCUUUCAAGUAUGCAGAUUUAUCGGUUCGUCUAGCAGGUCCGGAACAAUUACAACCCAAGCCAAACGUUAGCGAUCUAUCGUUUGGUAAAUACUUUACCGAUCACAUGUUGAAAAUAUUUUAUCACGAGGCUUUGGGAGGAUGGCAGAUGCCAGAAAUUACGCCGCUCGAAAAUCUAGUCCUUCAUCCUGCCUCCAAAGUACUUCAUUACGCUGUAGAGUUGUUCGAAGGGCUGAAAGCUUACAGAGGAGUAGACGGAAAAAUACGAGUUUUCAGGCCAGAAUUAAAUAUGGAACGUAUGAAUAAUUCGGCGAUAAGAUCUGGCAUGCCUACUUUUGCCGGAGACGAACUAAUCAAAUGUUGUUGUAGAUUAAUUAGUAUAGAUCAAGAAUGGGUACCUCAUUCUUCCGCUUCUAGUCUCUACAUACGUCCAACUCUUAUAGGUAUAGAUCCGAUGCUGGGUGUGGCAUCCUCGGACUCUGCUUUGCUAUAUGUUAUUUUAUCACCCGUGGGUUCCUACUUCAAACAAACGGAUAAACACGUUGGUGUAUCUUUGCUAGCAAAUCCUCAGUACACGAGAGCAUGGCCAGGUGGUUGUGGUAACUACAAGUUAGGUAGCAAUUACGGUCCCACUAUUUACGUGCAAAGGGAAGCAGUAGAAAAGGGUUUGCAACAAGUGUUGUGGCUUUACGGUGAAGAUAACCAAGUAACCGAAGUCGGCACUAUGAAUAUCUUUAUGUUCUACGUAAACGACGAUGGAGACAAAGAAUUAAUAACGCCACCUCUAUCGAACGGAUUAAUUCUUCCUGGAAUUACAAGAAAAUCGAUUUUAGCGGUAGCUAGAGAAUGGAAUCAAUUCAAAGUUACAGAACGAACGUUCUGUAUGGACGAAGUGUGUCAGUUGCUUUCCGAAAAUAGGUUGUUGGAGCUAUUCGGAGCAGGAACAGCCUGCAUAGUCAGUCCGAUAUCGUACAUUGAAUUCUUGGAUCGACCGUUACACGUACCUACCUUGGAACACUCGGAACCUGUUUAUAAAAAGUUUUUUAAAUAUUUAACAGACAUACAGUAUGGUGUUAUACCGGACCAUCCGUGGGCGAUACCUAUCGAAUGAAAAUAGAACCAAUUAAUCAGUUUAUUUAUUACAUAGUUGCCAUUAACUGAGCGAAUAGAUGCCGAACGAUUUACGAACAUUUAUUCGAUGGCAAUCGAUGCAUCGUGAUUUUUAUACCGCUGUUUUUAUACGUAAAACAUAGAUUUCUAUUUAUUUUUAGUUUUAAUAUUUAAGAAAAGAAAAUUCGUUUGAUUGUCAGUGAUCAAAGUCAGGAAUUAAUAUAGCUUACCAUAGUUGGCAAAAUAAUUGUACAAUGUUAAGUUUUAGAAACUUUUGUAACAAUUUGUAUAUAAAUGUACAAACAUGCGUGGUGUGUGUGUGUGUCCGCGCGCGCGCGCGAGUGCUCGUGCGUGCGUGCGUGUGUGCGUCUAGUUUUUCUACGUGUUUGUUCAUGUACGAAUACGUAUUGUUUGUUGAAAGUACUCUUGGGGAAAAAGAGUAUGAUUCUGUAUACUUAUAUGAUACAUAUAGUUUCUUUUCUUUUUUAUUAUAUUAUUCACUAUUUUAUUUGAUUCCUACGAAUCAUUGUACAAAUUAGAUAAAUAAUGCGACAAAGAUAUGGGGUAACGAUCGCGAAAUAUUCUCACUAGAUGGUGAAUGAUUUAGUCCCAGUGACGAUAGUUUCCAUCCUUUCUCUAAAAUGGCGCCACUGGCUAAAGGAUCGAUAAUUAUUGUUGCAUUCGAUAACUAUACAUAAAAAUGAUAAAUUCGAUAGCGUAAUAACAUGUUGCAGUGUUAUAAAGCAAAGAAUCGUAAUAAUUAUGCAUUUAUGAGAUAUUAAGAAUAAUUUAUUUAAAGAUAUGGAUCGCGCCAUCUUACAGAAACGGUGGAAACUAUUUUCAUUACAAACUUGGGAAUUUUCCCACCGAUGGCGCCACUAGCACUAAACCGUUCGCCAUCUAGCGACAAAAGUGACAACCAUCUUCGCUAUAAACUUGGACGUUUUGGAGACGAGAGUUCUCGGACCGAAGCUUCCAAAAUUGGAUCGUCCUUGUCACUCGGAAGUGCUCAAAAGUACCGAUACCAUUUGUUGUUGUUUAUUUUAUAGUGCAUGGGAAUUUUCGCCCGUAUUGCACUUGUCGUAUAAGUACAUUUUCUUUUUUCUUUUACAUGCUUUGUAUAAAAUAUAUAAAUAUUUCCAUAACGUAUAUACAUCUAGAUAUUGUUAUAUAAAAUUAUACAAAAUAUAAACUACUUUAUUAAUAUUA
Hylaeus volcanicus is the source of this 2791-nucleotide messenger RNA. It is a transcript of the gene Bcat, whose product is annotated as branched-chain-amino-acid aminotransferase, cytosolic. The record is from RefSeq and is a predicted model, not a curated record. Lineage: Eukaryota; Metazoa; Arthropoda; Insecta; Hymenoptera; Colletidae. Gene Ontology annotation, biological process: L-valine biosynthetic process; L-leucine biosynthetic process. The coding region runs from base 351 to 1583 and encodes 410 amino acids. Gene Ontology annotation, cellular component: mitochondrion. The transcript is spliced from 7 exons. Gene Ontology annotation, molecular function: branched-chain-amino-acid:2-oxoglutarate transaminase activity.